This is a messenger RNA of Pseudovirgaria hyperparasitica, 699 nucleotides long. RefSeq lists its product as uncharacterized. The record is from RefSeq and is a predicted model, not a curated record. Gene Ontology annotation, biological process: ribosomal large subunit biogenesis. Gene Ontology annotation, cellular component: nucleolus. The transcript is spliced from 2 exons. The coding region runs from base 1 to 699 and encodes 232 amino acids. Lineage: Eukaryota; Fungi; Ascomycota; Dothideomycetes; Acrospermales; Acrospermaceae.
AUGGGCCGUGAACUCCAGAAGAAGAAGAAUCGGUCCAGCAAUCCGAGAGUACGGCAGAAGCCGAAGAGCAAGAAGAAGAUUCUCACAAACCCAAUCAUUGCUGCGAAUUGGAACCAAAAAGAAACCCUCACCCAAAACUACCGCCGCCUGGGCCUUGUUUCCAAGCUGAACAAACGGACCGGCGGCAUCGACAAAACCCCCUUGCAAUCUACAUCCGCCGCCCCGCAGUCUACCGAUGCAUUCCUCAUAAACGGCCCCGGUAGCACGCCUCUGAACCCUAAAUCUAUAAAUCCUGCUGAAGUCUCUGUGACUCGUGAUCCUGCGACUGGCCGCAUCAUCAGUGUUGACACUCCAGUUUCUUCGAACCCGCUGAACGAUCCUCUACAUGGACUAGAUAGUGAUGACGAUGACAAUGAGGAGUGGACAGCGCAUGAAUUUGCGCAUGUGCCGGAGAAAAAGGGGGGCGAGAGCGGAGUUGUGAGAGUAUUGGAAGAGCAGGCGAGAAGUGGGAGGAGGAAGACGCCGCGAAAGCAGAGCGAUAGGGAGCAGGAGUGGAUUGCAGACUUGGUGAGGAAAUACGGGGAGGACUACGCGAGGAUGGCGAGAGACCGAAAGUUGAAUCCGAUGCAGCAGACGACCGGAGAACUAAAGAGGAGAGUGGAAAAGUGGAAGAAGGAUCAAAAGGUGGCAGAGGAGUGA